AUGGCUCGCAAGUUUUUAACUGUACAGCAGGCAUUGGAUUACAUGGAAACAUUAGAUUCUGAUGAAUUCUCAGGAAUCUUAUUGCUUAGCGGAUACCAUUCAUUGCAGCAAGAGGAUUUAUACUGGAGUAAUGCAGAAGAUUGCAAUCUGCCCUUUAUACAAAAUGUCGUGAGCAGGCAAAGAUUUAGAGCCAUAAAAAAGUACAAUCAUUUAUGCAAUAAUGAUCAAAUUGAUACCGCCGACAAUUUGGCCAAAGUGAAAUGCUUUAUUGAGAUGUUUUGUAAGAAAUUGCAACAAUUUAGGACAUUUUCUGAAUACUUAAGCGUUGAUGAGGACAUGAUUCCUUACACAGGGAGACAUUCUGCAAAGAUGUACAUGCGAGGAGAACCCAUAAAAUUUGGUUAUAAAUUGAGGGCUCUUACUUCUUCACAAAGCUAUCCAUAUAGUUUGCAGGUUUAUGUGGAAAAAGAAACAACAGCUGAAUGCAAUAGACCCCUCGGAACAAGAGUCGUCUUAGAUUUGAUAGAACGUGUAGAAAACUGCCGAAGACAUAAAGUGUAUGUUGACAAUUUUUUUAACUCUCUGCCAUUGCUUGAAGAAAAGGGAAUUCCGUAUAACUGGAACGGUGAGAGAACAGACUUAAAGAUUGUCCUUUUGCAAGACAGUAAGAAUUUAGUGAAAAAAGAAAGAGGAACAUCUGUCUGCAUUACAACAAAGAGUGUUAGUGUUGUAAAAUGGAUAGACAAUAAAAUUGUAUGA
Messenger RNA from Parasteatoda tepidariorum (common house spider), 759 nucleotides. Its product is annotated as piggyBac transposable element-derived protein 3-like. The record is from RefSeq and is a predicted model, not a curated record. Lineage: Eukaryota; Metazoa; Arthropoda; Arachnida; Araneae; Theridiidae.